Procambarus clarkii (red swamp crayfish) is the source of this 1228-nucleotide messenger RNA. RefSeq names its product Peritrophin A (gene Peritrophin-A). Gene Ontology annotation, cellular component: extracellular region. Gene Ontology annotation, molecular function: chitin binding. Lineage: Eukaryota; Metazoa; Arthropoda; Malacostraca; Decapoda; Cambaridae. The record is from RefSeq and is a predicted model, not a curated record.
UCCUCUGUGGUGGCCUGGCCGGAAUGGAGAAGGCUUCAGACCCAACUGAUUCGCUUCUCUCAGUCGGCGUUGGCACUAGGUGAGAGAACGAUGUUGUCUGCGGCGAUCUUCCUCACUCUUCUCGCUCUAGGCGGUGCACAGUAUGCAGAGUUGACCAGCUGUCCGGAGAACUACGGGCUACAGGUCUACCCAGACCCCGUCUCCUGCAACCACUUCUAUAAGUGCGCCAAUGGUACCCUCACUUAUGAGGUCUGUGGGAACGGCCUUCUCUUCGACGGGAAGGGCGCCGUUCACAACCACUGCAACUACCACUGGGGUGUCGACUGCGGCGAACGCAAGGCUGAAUUGACUCCUGCCGGACGAGGCAUCUGCGAGUAUGAAUUCGGUCUGUUCUCGGCUGGUCCGUGCGAGACCUACUUCACCAAGUGUGCCUAUGGGGAGCCCCUGGACGAGCCCUGCACCCCGGGCCUGGCCUAUGACGACAAGAUUCACGGCUGCAACUGGCCAGAUCUCCUCGAGUACUGCAACCCCGAGCAGAUCGUCGGGUUCUCCUGCCCAGAUUACGUGGACUCCAAAGACCCAGCAUCGAAGUUCCUGCCGUUCCCGAGGUACCCUUCAGGUGACUGUGGGCGCUACAUCGUCUGCGUGGAGGGGAAACCUCGCCUCAUUGGCUGUGGGGACUACACAGUCUUUAACGAAGAGACUCUUACCUGCGAAGACCCGGAAUAUGUACCAAAAUGCUCCAAGUACUUCAAGAAAUAACAUGGAAAUCUGUAAGAGAUGGAGGUCGGUGCUCGCACUCUACGUGCGCCUUCCCUUCGAGGACAACCUCAAACUCCGCCAAUGGUCAAGUUUUCCGAGCUUUUUUCCAAGCUUUCCGUCCAUUCCUUAACACUGGGAAAGAAAUUUUGUAUGUAAAAAUAAGACUAAAUAUUUAAAUUGUUUUCUGUAAUUCAACUAUUUUAUAAUUUUUUUUUCCUUAAAUAUUUGUGUUCAUAUAUGUUGAAGCAUUCACACUGAAAUGGGAUUAUUAUUAUUAUUAUUAUUAUUAUUAUUAUUAUUAUUAUUAUUAUUAUUAUUAUUGUAUUUUUUGUAAAGUUUUGUAUAUAUACCGGUAUAUUAUUUUGGAAUUUCUGGCUGGUCAAGGUCAGUGCCAUUCGCCUAUUGUAAGAUCUGACUUACAUGUUACCAGUAACAUCUGUCAAAUAUACUGAAAUUAGAUCGACUA